Cynara cardunculus var. scolymus (artichoke) is the source of this 1720-nucleotide messenger RNA. Its product is annotated as WD repeat-containing protein ATCSA-1-like. Gene Ontology annotation, biological process: transcription-coupled nucleotide-excision repair; proteasome-mediated ubiquitin-dependent protein catabolic process; protein polyubiquitination. NCBI's taxonomy places the organism in Eukaryota, Viridiplantae, Streptophyta, Magnoliopsida, Asterales, Asteraceae. Gene Ontology annotation, molecular function: protein binding. The transcript has 9 exons. The record is from RefSeq and is a predicted model, not a curated record. Bases 123 to 1499 code for a protein of 458 amino acids. Gene Ontology annotation, cellular component: nucleotide-excision repair complex; Cul4A-RING E3 ubiquitin ligase complex.
GCGCAAUCAGAACCAAAAUCCUUGGUUUCAGUCUCUGAAAUUUAUAAUUCGCAUCAAAGAGAUUUGUUGUGAAUCAAACAAAAAACCAAUUGAGGUAAUAGGAAGAGGAAGAUGCGAGGAGAAUGUGGAAGGAGAUCGGAGAUAGAGAAUCGGGAAAACUACGCCCUAAUUCCUUCAUCACUCGUAUUCGAUCGAAUAGAGUAUCCUCUCUUCAGCUCUCCAAUCACAAAGAGAUUGUCUCUCCUCACCGUGGCGCCAUUAAUUCUCUUCAGGUUGAUUUGACAGAAGGAAGAUACUUGUUAUCUGGAGCAUCAGAUGCAUCACUUGCUGUUUAUGAUAUUCAACGUGCGACAGACUAUGAUGGAGGUGGUCUGAUUGCUAAGCAUAAGCCCAUACUACUUGUUGAUAAGCAGCAUCAAAAUGGGCACAAAUUUGCCAUAUCCACAGCCAUAUGGUAUCCAAUUGAUACGGGUCUUUUUGUCACAGGUUCGUAUGAUCACCACGUCAACGUUUGGGAUACCAAUACCACACAGGUGGUGAUGGAUUUCAAAAUGCCUGGAAAGGUGUAUAGGACAGCGAUGUCUUCAUUAGCCACGUCUCACAUGCUUAUUGCCACUGCAACUGAAGAUGUUCAGGUUCGGCUUUGCGACAUGGCUUCAGGGGCAUUUUCUCACACGUUAUCGGGUCACCGUGAUGGCAUAAUGGCAGUGGAGUGGUCUACUUCUAGUGAGUGGGUCCUGGUGACUGGGGGUUGUGAUGGUGCAAUUCGACUUUGGGACAUUAGACGUGCAGGAUGUUUUUCUGUUUUAGAUCAAUCUCACUCUCAGCUCGGAAGACGCCCGCCUCUACUUGAGCGGUCCACUACUAAGGUUUCAACAUCUAAGUGCUCUUUGCCAGGCCAGACUUCAUCUGCAAAGGCUCGAGCACCACAGAGAAAAGGUUCUUCUGGGAGUGGUUCAAAACACUCUGGUAGCAGUAGGAUUCUCAGGCAUGCCAAGGGUUCUGCUAAGCAGAGGCUCCAUCCAGGGUUGUUGUCUAGUCAGGAUCGUGCCACUGCUCAUUAUGGUGCUGUUAUAGGACUGAAAGCGACUGAAGAUGGCAUGUAUCUUCUAAGUGCAGGGUCUGAUUCAAGGUUAAGAUUGUGGGAUAUACAAUCUGGCUGCAAUACACUUGUGCACUUUGAGAUUGUGCGACUACAAAGUAGCAAGGCAAUACAGUUGGCUGUGACUCAGGAUUCAGCCCUUGUCUUUGUUCCAUGCAUGACAUCUGUAAAAGCAUUUGAUGUGUGGACGGGGAAGGCUAGCAUGACUCUUCACGGACACUAUGAGCAUGUCAAUUGUUGUUGGUAUGGUGCCCAUGAUCAGGAACUAUACACAGGUGGUAAUGACAGACAAAUCCUCAUUUGGUCUCCUCCCAAGCUGAUUUCUGAAGAUGUGGAUGAAGGGGAUAGAAGAACAGGGCAGCCUCUGGCAGUUGACCAGGAUAACUGGAGUGACUGAAUCCAUUAACAGCUAUUGCUGCAUUUCCACUUUCAUGAUCGAAUUAAUCUGUAUGUAUGUAGUUACGUAUUCUACAUUAUGUAUGUUAAAGGUGUUGGGAGUUAUUUGGAUUAGUACUGGUUUUGGGCUUCCUUUAUAUCAUAUGUACAUUUCCAGAUAUUGGGAUUUGUUUUACUGGGCUGUGAUUACCAAUGUAUCAUAUCGGUUGAUGUUCUUUUUAC